GAACAAUUAAUCGACACAGUUCAAAUCCAUAUUUGGUAUUUAGAGCAUAUCAACCCAACACACCAAACAACUUUAAAAUGGCUUUCAAAUUCAUCGCUUUCUUCGCGGCUUGCCUUGCUGUUGCCAGCGCUGGUGUCAUCCCCGCAGCUGCUCCUUUGGCUGCCGUCGCCCAAGUUGAGGAAUACGAUCCCCAUCCCCAAUACUCUUACGGCUAUGAUGUUAAGGAUGCCAUCUCUGGUGACUCCAAGACCGCUGUUGAAACUCGUGAUGGUGGUUUCGUUCAAGGUCAAUACUCUUUGAAUGAUGCUGAUGGUUACAGACGUAUUGUUGACUACACUUCCGACCCCAUUAACGGUUUCAAUGCUGUUGUCCGUCGUGAACCUUUGGUAGCCGCUGUCGCUGCUCCCGUCGUCAAAGCCGCUCCUGUUGUAGCCGCCCCCGCUGCCGUUCCCUUCACCUAUGCUGCUGCUCCCGUCGUCAAAGCCGCCGCUCCCUUGGUUGCUGGUCCAGCUGUAGUGAAAACUACUUUCGCAUCUCCCCUUAUCUCUUACGCUUACUAGAUAAAUGCUUUCGGAAUGAUUGCGACUGUUAGUUUAAUAAAGAUGUGAUGAAUAUUUUAUUUUAUUAGAAA
Messenger RNA from Lucilia cuprina (Australian sheep blowfly), 631 nucleotides. Its product is annotated as larval cuticle protein A2B-like. The transcript has 2 exons. Gene Ontology annotation, cellular component: extracellular matrix. The record is from RefSeq and is a predicted model, not a curated record. NCBI's taxonomy places the organism in Eukaryota, Metazoa, Arthropoda, Insecta, Diptera, Calliphoridae. The coding region runs from base 78 to 560 and encodes 160 amino acids.